Messenger RNA from Brienomyrus brachyistius, 2342 nucleotides. It is a transcript of the gene rogdi, whose product is annotated as rogdi atypical leucine zipper. Gene Ontology annotation, cellular component: RAVE complex. The transcript has 11 exons. NCBI's taxonomy places the organism in Eukaryota, Metazoa, Chordata, Actinopteri, Osteoglossiformes, Mormyridae. The record is from RefSeq and is a predicted model, not a curated record. The coding region runs from base 653 to 1684 and encodes 343 amino acids.
UUUAACAGUCCUAUCCGUAUAAUAUGACUGAAAGCUUCCCUCUGUGUCCUGAAAUCUAGUAACUUGCCUCUUCCGACAAAGCCUGAUGUCAUCCAACUUUAUAUCCAUAAAGCAAUGCGGCCAAAAUGUACAUUUUAAAAAAAAGUUUGGUUUACCCUAUAUCUCAAUCUCCACCUGUCUUUUGGUUCAGGGAUUCUCACGAUGCUGAGAAACUCAUAACCUUUCCAAUAGUCGGGGACAUUUCUCCUGGUUCGCAAACAAAACACGCCAAUCCCCUUACGAUUGUUUUCCUUCUAACAUAUUCCAAGGGGGAGGUCAAGUCGAUUAAGGUGCAUACUAUUGUUCCUGGACUUUUCUAUUUGAAGUUCAGUAGUUAUGUGCGAGCCAUUUUCUGUACUUUUACUGAAUACUAAUGGAUCCAUCUACGAACUGCUUUAGGAAAUGAGGGUUUCUUGCCGAGCACGUAGAGCUGUAGAUGUUUCUGCGCCGUUUCCUUUAAUGGUGACGGUAACUAUGUAACCCCCCCUAAGCCGCGAUUCGCCACCUAAACCGGAAGUGGCUUCAGAGAGGGGCGGGUCUGGAGGAGCGGAGCUGGUACGAUCGGGUCGGACAGGCAGGCGAAGCAGCCGAGGGGGUCGGCCAAUCGUGCUUUAUGGCAUUGCUUCAUGCUCAGAGGUCCAUGCUGUCCGAUCUGUCCAAAAUGUCAGCGGCAAGUCAGGCCGAGAGAAGUGUUCUGGAGGAAGAAUUUAAAUGGCUGCUGAAGGAGGAGGUGCAUGCUGUACUGAAACAGCUGCAAGAUAUUCUGAAGGAAGCAUCGCGGCGUUUUUCAAUGUCCGUGGCCGGUCUGGAGAGCCAACUGAAGCAAGAGAAUUUCAUCCUGGGAAGCUCAACGAUGGACCAGGUGAAAGGAGUCCUCACACUGCAGGGUGACACUCUGACACAAGCUGAUAUCCAUCUAAAAAUGGUGAGGAGCAACCAAGUCUUCCAUUUUGCAUUUCGGGACGACAAGCAGUGGAAAAUGCAGCAGAUUCAGGACGCGAGGAACCACGUCGGGCAGGCCCUGCAGCUCGUCCACAGCCGUGAUGAAAACUACUACUUCAAAAGUGGAGCUGAAGUUAACAAGCUGAUGGACGCCGUAAUGCUGCAGUUAACCAGGGCUCGCAAUCGGCUGACGACCCCCGCCACAAUGACGCUCCCAGAGCUCGCAUGCAGCGGCCUCAUGAAAAUGUUCUCCCCUCCGAUGCCUGGAGACGUGAUGGUGAACUUCUACAUCAACCUCAGCAAGCUGUGUCUCACUGUGUACCAGCUGCAUGUCCUGCAGCCCAACACCACCAAGAAUUUUAAGCCUUCUGGAAGCUCUGUUUUGCAUAACCCAGGGGCGAUGUUCGAGAUCGGCAACACUAAGUUUGAGGUCAGCCACGUGCACACGGUGGAAUGCGUCGUCCCCUGGCUUAACGACACCCUGGUCUUCCUCACCAUCUCCCUGCAGCUCUGCCAGCAGCUGAAAGACAAGCUACUGGAACUACAGACCAUUCUAGCCGCCUCAGCGUCCAACCAGAGGUCGAAGGAGGGCACGGGGUUCCGGGCUCCUGGGUAUCCGGGCGGAUCCCGCUCCCAGCACCAUCCUGCAUUGACCCACACUGUUCCCGUUCCGGCUCAGUUCUCUGCAGGUGCUGGCUUUUGACAGGACCAAUGUUUUCAAGACUCCUGAAGGCUACCUGGUUUUAAAAACACGUAUUUUUGUUAGUUUUAGCACCCUGUACAUAUUCAUUUGCAUGGUGGGUGUUGAGUUCAGUCUCGUCUCCCCUUGGGAAUUUUAUUUUUUCCUAGGCAAUUGAUUGGUAGUUCUGGCAAUGUUUGGGCAAGACGAUUCAAACACUACUUUUUGAUGAAUAACACAUGGUAUGGUAAUACUUCUUGGAUUAGCGUCUGCUUGUGUAUAUAUCCUGACCACAGUUUAGAUCGGCUCCCCAGACCAUCUAAAAGCCAGAAAUGGUUCUCGUGGUAACGCACACGUUUUCCUGAGGAGUGCAUGCAUGACGUAUAACAGCGCCUGAGGGCAAAACAUUAAAUGAGGGACCAAAUAUCAGCGCAGGGGAAAUUUGGCUGAUUGAUAAUCGCCAGUAAUCGAUCGGUGUGGCGUUUCGUGUACAUGUGUAAUAGUCACCGUAUUUAUUUAUUGAACUGAAUAUUUCUGCUUUGUGAUACGCAUGUUGUCUAAUUUGUAAUGGUGAGUUUAACUACAGUUGGAGUUAAGCUAACCUCUCUAUAAAUUUAACUAUAUACUGUGCACUAUAUCAACCAAUACAUAUGUAAUAAAGUGAAUUUUCUAAAACACACAA